AUUCUCUCUUUUAUUCAUGGCCCCGUCCGCAACAAUGGAGGCUCAAUCAAAGGCGGAGAACAAGCAGAGCGUGAAGGUGCUCGAUGAGCUCUUCACCAAGCUUUCCGUCAGCAAAACCGCCGACGAGGCGAAGAGCGCACAGCAAGAAAUCGCCACGUUCAUCAACGGCGACAUUCAGGAUCACGAUGCGCCCACCAAGGCCGUCGAGAGCCUGAAGAAGAUGCUCGCCAACAAGAAGGACGCCAACAUCCGACAAAUCGGCUGCGAGGCCAUCGCCAGCAUUGCACAGCACGCCAAUGUCUCACCAUCAGUCGAGCCAUUCCUCGUGCAGCUUCUCCCAGCAGUCCUCUCCGCCGUCGGCGACAAGAUGGCACCGGUCAAGACUGCCGCCCAAAACGCCGCCCUCUCCAUCACCAAGGCCGUCAACGCCAACGCGGUGAAGCUACUCAUUCCCUGCUUCGUCGAGUCCAUCCGCAACGCCCAGAAGUGGCCCGAAAAGAUGUGCGAUCUCGACUGCAUCGAGGCUCUCUGCGUCAGCGCACCCGCCCAGACCGCCCUCCGCGUCCCCGAUCUCAUCCCCAUCGUCUCCGAGGCCAUGUGGGACACCAAGCCAGAAGUCAAGAAGAGGGCAUACGGAACAAUGGAGAAAGUUUGCGAACUUAUCGUCAACAAGGAUAUCGAUCGCUUCAUCCCCGAACUGAUCAAGUGUAUCGCAAAGCCAGAGCACGUCCCUGAGACCGUCCACUUGCUCGGUGCCACCACUUUCGUCACUGACGUUCACGAGCCAACUCUCGCCAUCAUGGUGCCUCUGCUUGAGCGUGGUCUGAAGGAGCGCGAGACCGCCAUCAAGCGCAAGACUGCCGUCAUUAUCGACAACAUGUGCAAGCUUGUCGAGGACCCCAACAUUGUGGCCGCCUUCUUGCCAAAGCUCAUGCCUCAACUCCAACUCAACAACGACAACUUGGCUGAUCCCGAGGCUCGCGAGAAGACCAAGCAGGGUCUUGACACCCUCAUCCGUGUCGGUAACGUCAAGGACGGCAAAAUCCCAGAGGUCUCGCUCGUCGGCGAUACCGCUACCGUUUUGGAGAAACUCAAGGAGAUUCUCAGCGCUCCCGAUCUCAAGCACGCCAACGAGGCCAAGUACGAGCCUGUUCUCACUUACAUCGCCGCCAUUGGUGGCCAGCUCAUCGACGAAAAGGACAAGGAGGCCGUUACCUGGAACAUCAACAUCGUGCCCUACUUGAGCGCAAUCAUCGACGACCAGGCACAGGGUGUCGUCGAGGCUCUCCGCAAGCGCGCUUCUCCAGGUGCAGCUGAGGAGGACGAGGUCGAGCCCGAUGAGGAGGAGGGCGAGGAUCUCUGCAACUGCACAUUCAACUUGGCCUACGGUGCCAAGAUCUUGCUCAACCAGACCCAUCUCCGCCUCAAGCGCGGUCAGCGUUACGGUCUGCUCGGACCCAACGGCUCCGGCAAGACGACUCUCAUGCGCGCCAUCAACAACGAGCAGGUCGAGGGUUUCCCCAAGCAGAGCGAGGUCAAGACUGUCUACGUCGAGCACGAUCUGGACGCUGCUGAUACUGAGAUGACUGUCAUCGACUGGACUGUGUACAAGCUCAAGCAGGCUGGUCUCGAGCUCACCGAGGACGAUGUCCGCAAGACCAUGGACGAGUUCGGCUUUGUUCCCGAGCAAGUCAACGGUCUCAUCACAUCUCUCUCCGGAGGCUGGAAGAUGAAGCUCGCGCUUGCCCGCGCUGUCUUCGAGAAGCCCGACAUCCUCUUGCUCGACGAGCCAACCAACCACUUGGACGUGAAGAACGUCAAGUGGCUCGAGGACUACCUCGUCAACUCUCCUUGCACAUCCAUCAUCAUCUCUCACGACAGCAAGUUCCUCGACAAUGUCGUCCAGCACGUGAUCCACUACGAGCGCUUCAAGCUCAAGCGUUACCGCGGAAAGAUGAGCGAAUUCGUCAAGCGUGUCCCAUCUGCUCGAUCUUACUACGAGCUCGGAGCUUCCGAGAUGGAGUUCCGCUUCCCAGAGCCCGGUUUCCUCGAGGGUGUCAAGACCAAGGCCAAGGCCAUUGUCCGUGUCAGCAACAUGACCUUCCAAUACCCCGGCAGCGCCCGCCCACAGAUCAUGGACAUCAACUUCCAGUGCUCGCUGGGCUCCCGUAUCGCUGUCAUCGGUCCCAACGGUGCUGGCAAGUCGACUCUUGUCAACGUCCUGACCGGUGAGCUCAUCCCGACCAAGGGUGAUGUCUACCAGCACGAGAACAUCCGUAUCGCCUACAUCAAGCAGCACGCUUUCGCCCAUAUCGAUCACCACCUCGACAAGACCCCAUCCGAGUACAUCCAAUGGCGUUUCCAGACUGGUGAGGAUCGUGAGACGAUGGAUCGUGCCAACAAGAUCGUCACCGAUGAGGAUGAGAAGGCCAUGGACAAGAUUUACAGAAUCGAGGGCACACAACGUCGUGUCAUUGGUAUUCACAGCCGAAGAAAGUUCAAGAACUCCUACGAGUACGAGUGUUCGUUCGCUCUCGGUGACAACAUUGGCUUGAAGAACGAGAAGUGGACACCCAUGAUGACUGCGGACAACGCCUGGAUCCCUCGCACUGAGCUCAUCGCUUCCCAUCAGAAGAUGGUGGCUGAUGUCGAUCAGAAGGAGGCCCUCGCCAGCGGUCAGUUCCGUCCCCUUGUCCGCAAGGAGAUCGAGGCCCACUGCGCCUACUUCGGCCUCGACGCCGAGCUCGUUUCCCACUCCCGCAUGCGUGGUCUCUCUGGUGGUCAGCGUGUCAAGGUUGUGCUCGCUGCCUGCUCAUGGCAACGUCCCCACUUGGUCGUCCUCGACGAGCCGACCAACUACCUCGACCGUGACUCCCUCGGUGCCCUCUCCAAGGCUCUUAAGUCCUUCGAGGGUGGUGUCAUCAUCAUCACUCACUCUGCUGAGUUCACCAAGGAUCUCACUGAGGAAGUGUGGGCGGUGCAAGACGGCCGCAUGACUCCUUCGGGACACAACUGGGUGCAAGGCCAGGGUGCUGGACCUCGUCUCAAGGGCGAGGAAGAGGAGGAGGAGAAGUUCGACGCCAUGGGCAACAAGAUCGAGUCCACCAAGAAGGCCAAGAAGCUUACAUCCGCCGAGCUUCGCAAGAAGAAGAAGGACCGCAUGGCCCGCCGCAAGCGUGGUGAGGAGGUGUUCUCUGAUGAGGAUGAUUAG
Zymoseptoria tritici IPO323 is the source of this 3211-nucleotide messenger RNA. Its product is annotated as ABC transporter domain-containing protein. NCBI's taxonomy places the organism in Eukaryota, Fungi, Ascomycota, Dothideomycetes, Mycosphaerellales, Mycosphaerellaceae. Gene Ontology annotation, molecular function: ATP hydrolysis activity; translation elongation factor activity; ATP binding. The transcript has a single exon. Bases 17 to 3211 code for a protein of 1064 amino acids. The record is from RefSeq and is a predicted model, not a curated record.